Salvelinus sp. IW2-2015 is the source of this 1002-nucleotide messenger RNA. NCBI's taxonomy places the organism in Eukaryota, Metazoa, Chordata, Actinopteri, Salmoniformes, Salmonidae. The record is from RefSeq and is a predicted model, not a curated record.
GUGGACGCCUUUCUGAUCGGCUGCAUGUUCAUUAAAAUGUCCCAGCCCAAGAAGCGCGCAGAGACGCUUAUGUUUAGCCAGGACUCAGUGAUCUCGCAGCGCGACGGGAAACUGUGCCUCAUGUUCCGCGUGGGCAACCUGCGAAACAGCCAUAUGGUGUCCGCGCAGAUCAGAUGCAAACUCAUAAAGUCUCGUCAGACCCCGGAGGGAGAGUUCCUACCCCUGGACCAGUGUGAGCUGGAUGUGGGUUUUGGGACGGGUGCGGACCAGCUCUUCCUAGUAUCACCUCUCACCAUCUGCCAUGAGAUCAAUCCUAAGAGCCCUUUCUUUGACCUGUCCCAGCGAUCCCUCAUGAACGAGCAGUUUGAGAUUGUUGUCAUCCUGGAGGGCAUUGUGGAGACCACAGGUAUGACGUGUCAGGCGCGGACAUCGUACACGGAGGAUGAGGUGUUGUGGGGCCACCGCUUCCUGCCCGUCAUGUCUCUGGAGGAGGGAUUCUUCAGGGUGGACUACUCCCAGUUCCACAGCACUUUCGAGGUCAACACCCCACCCUACAGCGUCAAGGAUCACGACGAGAAGUCCUCCCUGCCUUCGCCCCUCYCCACCCCCACGCUGGGCGAGAGCCACGGKSMCGCCCGACGUGCCCGRGUCUUCUCUGURGACUGCAUYAACACUACGGACCGGGAGGAGCGGGCGGGGCAGUCCAGGCUGCCCAGUAAGCUUCAGAGGAUGAGCUCGUCUGGGAAGGAGGACCUACAGAGGAAGGGUGCCCUCAUUGGGAGGAUGAAGCGCACAAGGUGUCCGUCCACGCCAAUGCAACACCAACAUGUCCAGCACGCCCUGGAACCUCAGGGGCUUCACUCGUCUGUGAAAGAGGUGGCACUGUUCUAUGAGGAGGAGCCCAUGGAGGUUGACUAUGUGGAGGAACAGGAGGACCAACCAGUCUGUGGUUCAGGCCACUGUCACUGUCCAGAGUGGAUUCCCCCACUACAGAAUCCAUGA